CUUUUCGCGCGUUUGAGUGAAGUUGGCGCCACGGUGCUCGAGCUCGGUAACGCGCGUGUUGUUUUCGCUGCUGGAUUAAAAAAUAAUAAUCUUGUCGCCAACAACAUUAACGGAGAUUUACUCUCAAAACCAAGACACGCUUCGGACAGACAUGGCUGUUAAGUUGUCCGAGGGCGCGAUAGAGGCCCUGACCAAAGGUAAUGAUGUCACCAACCCAGUCCUUCAAUUGGUUAAUAUUCGGAAGAUUGAAGGGGGCAGUGGACCAGUCCGCUUUCGACUCAUGAUGAGUGACGGCCUUCAUACCAUGUCCUCUUUCAUGCUCUCCACACAGCUGAACUCCCUGGCUGAGCAAAACCUGGUGGCUCCCAACUGUGUGUGUUUGCUGAAAAGAAGCGUCACCAACGUCCUUAAGGAUGGGCGGCCUGUGGUGAUUAUACUGGACAUGGAGGUCGUUAAGCCUGCUGAUCAGGUGCCUGGGAAAAUAGGAGACCCAACUCCUUAUGUAGAGGGACAGUCAAAGGCUCCACAGUCUGCACCUUCAGCCCCUGCACCCUCGGCUCGACAUCUGCAGCCCCAGAAUGGGGGUGGCGGCCUUGCGAGCAGAGGCACCGCUCGUGACUUCGGGAAGAAGCCCAUGCCCAGCACACCGGGGGGCACCUCGAAAGUUGUGCCUAUCGCCAGCCUCAACCCCUACCAGUCAAAGUGGACCAUUCGAGCGCGGGUUACUAACAAGAGUUCCAUUCGCACCUGGAGCAACUCUCGGGGAGACGGGAAGCUCUUCUCCAUGGAGAUAGUGGAUGAGAGCGGUGAGAUUAGAGUGACCGGUUUUAAUCAGGAGGUGGAUAAAUUCUUCUCCCUUAUCGAACAGGGGAAGGUAUACUACAUCUCCAAGGGCACGCUGAAGAUCGCCAACAAACAGUACACGUCUCUGAAGAACGACUACGAGAUGACCCUGAACGGCGACUCUACAAUCAUUCCCUGUGACGACAGCCAUGAUGUCCCCAUGUUGCAGUGCGACUUCGUCUCCAUCGGCGAGCUGGAGGCCAGGGAUAAGGACGCCAUCGUGGAUGUGAUCGGGGUGUGUAAGAGCGUGGAGGAUGUGACUCGCAUCACAACUAAAAACAGCCGUGAGGUGUCCAAGAGGAACAUUCAGCUGAUGGACAUGUCUGGCAGAGUCAUCCAGGUCACCAUGUGGGGAACAGAGGCAGAGACGUUUGAUGGCACCGAGCAGCCCAUCUUGGCAAUAAAGGGUGCCAAGCUGUCAGACUUCGGAGGGCGUUCCCUCUCCACCCUCUUCAGCAGCACUGUAAUGAUCAACCCCGACAUCCCCGAGGCAUACAAGCUGAGAGGCUGGUAUGAUAAAGAGGGCCAUGCCCUAGAUGCUCAGUCCAUGACAGAGAUGAGGGGAGGUGGAGGUGGUGGUCCCACCAACUGGAAGACCCUGGCAGAUGUCAAAAAUGAGCACCUGGGCCAUGGCGACAAGGCAGAUUACUUCACGUGCAUCGGCACCAUUGUGUACAUGCGGAAGGAGAACUGCCUGUACCAGGCUUGUCCCAGUAAAGACUGCAAUAAGAAGGUGGUGGACCAGCACAACGGCAUGUUCCGCUGCGAGAAGUGCGACAAAGAGUUCCCUGACUUCAAAUAUCGCCUCAUGCUCUCCGUAAACAUUGCCGAUUUUGGAGACAACCAGUGGGUGACGUGCUUUCAAGACAGCGCCGAGACCAUCCUUGGCCAAAAAUCAGAUUAUAUUGGCCAACUCAAGGACUCGAACGAGGCUGCCUUUGACGAGGUCUUCCAGCACGCCAAUUUCAACACUUUUGUCUUCCGUAACCGAGUGAAGUUGGAGACCUACAAUGAUGAAUCGCGCAUCAAGGUGACCGUGGUAGAGGCCAAGCCUGUGGACCACAAGGAGUACAGCAAGAGGCUCAUCAUGUCCAUCAGGAAGGCCGCGGUGCAGUAGGCGUGCGGCUGCCCGGGGCGAUAGCCCCACCGCCCCCGCCCACUACUCAUGCUCACAGCUACACUUGUCACGUACAGUGUGCACUGUCCAUGGUUUGCUGCUGUGCUCCCUUGGUGUGACCAAAUUAAUACUCUUACUUUGUGUCCUGAAGUCUGCUAAUGCUUCUUGACCAUGCUAAAGAAAUGCCUUUUCAUAUAUAUAUAUGUGUGUGUGUGUGUGUGUGCGUGUGUGCGUGUGUGCGUGCGUGUACACACACAGUGCAGCAAGAGCGCUGUAGUUUAGCACAUGCCAUUUCCCCCUACAUUUGACCUAAUUAGAUGGGACAGUGGGCAGUUCAUUAGAAACUGCUGACAUUUUUGCGGUGGGUAGGAGGAGGUACUGAGCGAAGGCUUUUGCAGGAGGGGUUGGGGAGGGGAGUGGAGGGGAGUAGAGGCAGGCUGGCUGGCUGGCUGGCUAGGGCUCAGUGUGCACGCAUGCAUGCAUCGUUGCGUGUCUGUUUACGUCGACUGGUGGCAGAAGGGAAUUGGCUGGCCUUUGCUAGCAUUUUGGUUCAGCAGUCCAGUCACUAGGUUUCCGUCUCCGAGAGCAUGCCUGGCGUGGUUCUGCGGAGCCGUGAUAAGAGCACACGCACACUCCGCUGCUUGACACCAAUACACCUGCACACAAUCCUGCAUACACAUUUAAACUCAAUUGCCCCUCCCAGAUGCACUCUAUUUAUGUAGAUAUUCUUCUUUUGUUUUCUAGAAAACCUAAGUUUUGACCAACACAAGAAAUAAAGUAGUUUGGGGAAGCUGA
Messenger RNA from Electrophorus electricus (electric eel), 2755 nucleotides. RefSeq names its product replication protein A1 (gene rpa1). Gene Ontology annotation, molecular function: DNA binding. Gene Ontology annotation, biological process: DNA replication; DNA recombination; DNA repair. The record is from RefSeq and is a predicted model, not a curated record. NCBI's taxonomy places the organism in Eukaryota, Metazoa, Chordata, Actinopteri, Gymnotiformes, Gymnotidae. Gene Ontology annotation, cellular component: nucleus.